AUGGCCUCAUCCCUGCGUGUCCCUGUGCUGCUCCUGGCUGUCCUGGUCUUGAGCCUGGCCAUGACCCCCAUGGCCUUGAAGUCCGUCAAAAAGUGGCUUCGCCUAAUGGGAGAAUUGGAAGAGGGAAAUGUUUCAGAUGAGGAGGUGCAGUAUGUAGUGGACUUCGCCAUCCAGGAGUACAACAGGGCAAAUGCAGAGCCGAAUCUCUACCGCGUGGCACGGAUAGUGCGAGUCCAACAGCAGGUGGCGAUGGGCAUGAGAUACUACUUGGACUUGGAGAUCGGCAGCACCAUAUGCUCCAAGGACCAGGCCAUGGAGGAUGACUGUCCCUUCAGCAAGACUCUGGUAUGA
Messenger RNA from Cavia porcellus (domestic guinea pig), 351 nucleotides. RefSeq names its product cystatin-C-like. The record is from RefSeq and is a predicted model, not a curated record. The transcript has 2 exons. The coding region runs from base 1 to 351 and encodes 116 amino acids. Lineage: Eukaryota; Metazoa; Chordata; Mammalia; Rodentia; Caviidae. Gene Ontology annotation, cellular component: cytoplasm; vesicle. Gene Ontology annotation, molecular function: cysteine-type endopeptidase inhibitor activity.